AUGCAACACAUCAAGCUCUUAGCCCUCGCAUUGGCACUCGCACCCAGCAGCGCUCUGGCAAGUUUCUUCGAUGGAGAAGAUGGGUGCCUUGUGGAAAUCACGGAGAAAACCAAGUUCCUCGGCUUCACCACAGGAGGAGGCAAAUCGCUCGGUAACGAUUGUCUUCCAUUCGGCAGUCAACGCCCAAUCAGUGUCACAGGUACAGACGGCAAGACGAUUAACUUGAACGUCAGCGGAAGCAAGAAAUGCAAGACCAAGGUGGAGCUCGGGCCCCCGCUGCCAGAUAAUGCCGUGAUAUCGGCGUUUUCGGCGGUUUGUUAG
This is a messenger RNA of Pyricularia oryzae 70-15, 321 nucleotides long. RefSeq lists its product as uncharacterized. The coding region runs from base 1 to 321 and encodes 106 amino acids. The record is from RefSeq and is a predicted model, not a curated record. Lineage: Eukaryota; Fungi; Ascomycota; Sordariomycetes; Magnaporthales; Pyriculariaceae. The transcript has a single exon.